Messenger RNA from Closterium sp. NIES-65, 2232 nucleotides. NCBI's taxonomy places the organism in Eukaryota, Viridiplantae, Streptophyta, Zygnematophyceae, Desmidiales, Closteriaceae. The record is from the annotation of a GenBank genome assembly.
AUGUAUGCUGUGACCAUUAGUGAUGAGGGUGACUGUUACCGGUGUUUCCCGCCCGACCCGGGCAUUGGUACUACUGCUCUAGGUGCUUGUGAGGCUACUGCUCUAGGUGCCGGUGUGCCUGUGCUCUCAGGUGCUGGUGAGGCUGCUCUCUCAGGUACUAGUGAGUCUGCGCUCUCAGGUAAUGUGUCGGGUGCGGCCUCCCACACCUUCACACUUGACUCUGGAGCGUCUCGCUCCUUCUUUCGGGACCGCACCACACUCACGCCACUUAGUCGGCCGGUUGCGGUGUCCCUGGCUUACCCCUCUGGGGGUCCUGUCCUGUCUCGCUUCUCCACAGUCCUCCCGUGUCCGGCGGCUCCCUCUGGCACCCUAUCUGGUCUCUACCUCCCCUCGUUCUCUACGAACUUGGUGAGUGGUGCUGACCUACAGGAUGCGGAAGUCCACCAGUUCACCCCUGCUCGUCAGCGAGUGACGCACUGCAUAGAGGCUAGCACAGGUCGACACCUGGCUACGUUUACACGUCAGCCAGGGUCGAGCCUGUACACACUGACCACUGCUUCUCCUCCAGUUCCAGUGUCUGGUAGGGUCCCUUCGCCAGGUCAGGUGUUUGCUGCAGCGUCCAGGUCUGGUCCUGAGUCUGCCCCCUGUUCGUGUCGUCGCCUGUCUCACGAGACUCUCCUCUUGCACCACCGCCUGGGCCACCCCUCUCUGCUUCGGCUCAGAGGCAUGGCCUUCCGUCUUCUUGUGUCUGGUCUUCCCCGGUCCCUCCCUCCCCUUCCUCAGGGCCCUGGCCCUGCCUGUGUCCCCUGUGUCGAGGGGCGCCAGCGUGCUGCCCCUCACUCCUCCCAGUUUCCUCCGACAGAGGCUCUGUUGCAGACGCUUCACAUGGACGUGUGGGGCCCUGCCCGCGUCCGUGGACUCGGUCACGAGCGCUACUUCCUUUUGGUGGUUGACGACUACUCACGUUACACCACAGUCUUCCCCUUGCGCAGCAAGGGUGAUGUCACUGAGGUGCUGAUCCACUGGAUCCGCGCAGCUCGUCUCCAGCUCAGGCAGAGCUUUGGCUCGGACUUUCCUGUGUUGCGUCUGCACUCGGACAGAGGCGGCGAGUUCUCCUCUGGCCUUCUGCGUGCCUACUGUCAUGCGCGAGGCAUCCGUCAGACCUUCACGCUUCCGGACUCACCGCAGCAAAAUGGGAUUGCAGAGCGCCGCAUUGGCAUUAUCAUGGACGUCGCCCGUACGUCUAUGAUGCAUGCGGCUGCCCCCCAUUUUCUGUGGCCAUUUGCGGUCAGGUACGCGGCGCAUCAGAUCAACCUCCACCCCAGGGUCUCCAUGCCGGAGACCUCCCCAGCCCUGCUGUGGACGGGGAAGGUUGGCGAUGCGUCGGCGUUCCGGGUCUGGGGAUCUCGGGCGUUUGUCCGCGACUUGUCUGCGGACAAGCUGUCCCCUCGCGCUACACCCUGCGUCUUCGUUGGGUUCCCCCCCGACGCCCCUGGGUGGCAGUUCUACCACCCCACCUCUCGCCGUGUUCUGUCCUCCCAGGACGUCACGUUCGACGAGUCGGUCCCAACCCCGGUAGACCCCCUUCCCCCUCAGGGUCCUGCCCCUUCAGGUGUGUCCCAGGUAGACGCGGUUGAGCCUUCUGAGGGUGCUGAGCCUGGGGGUGCUGAGCCUGGGGGUGCUGGGCCUGGAGGUGCUGAGCCUGGGGGUGCUGAGCCUGGGGGUGCUGAGCCUGGGGGUGCUGAGCCUGGGGGUGCUGAGCCUGGGGGUGCUGAGCCUGGGGGUACUAAGACCGGAGGUGCUACGCCUGGAGGUGCUGUGCCUGAGGGUUCUUCGCCUGGAGGUUCUCCGGGUGCUUCAUCUCGCCGAGAGCCACUCUCCCCACAGGAGCUGCGUGAGUGGUUUGCCCGGCGCAGGAGGCAUGCUGCUGGUGCUGGAGGUUCUUCGGCUGCUGAGGGUGCUGCUCCCGUGCGUCCCGGAGGUGCUCGUACUGGGAGUACUGGAGCUGCUGGGCCUGCGGGUUCUACUGGAGCUGGUGCUGCUGAGCGUGUUGGCGCUGAGACUACUGCUGGCGGUCCGGCUGGCGGUGCUCCUGGUGCUACUGGAGGUUCUGGUGCUGCUGGGGGUUCUGGAGCUAUUGGAGGUGCUACUGGAGGUGCUGCUGGAGGUGCUGCUGGAGCGGGUGCUCCUGCUGGGGGUACUGGUGCUGUCCCUGCUGUUUCUGGCUCAUAG